Messenger RNA from Colias croceus (clouded yellow), 1031 nucleotides. Its product is annotated as MORN repeat-containing protein 5-like. Bases 91 to 954 code for a protein of 287 amino acids. The record is from RefSeq and is a predicted model, not a curated record. NCBI's taxonomy places the organism in Eukaryota, Metazoa, Arthropoda, Insecta, Lepidoptera, Pieridae. The transcript is spliced from 7 exons.
GUUGAAGAUUAGUGGACUGACGGAAAAUAAAACAAGUUCCUUGGAGACAGGCUAAUGAAAUAACUAGUGUCAGUUCUAGCAAUUUAUGCUAUGUCGAUACUAAAGUCGAGAGAUAAUUCUGAGCUUGGCGCCAAGCGAGUAUCACAAUGGGAAGAGUUGAUGAGAAAAUUUUCAGAAUCCCGUAAAGAACAAUGCAAAUCUGUGUCCCUGGACAUACCACGGGUCCAGCGUUCAGCGAAGCAGUUCCCGACGGGAUCUAAGUAUGAAGGCACGUGGGAUGUGCUGGGUAUGAGCGGCUAUGGAGUGUACAAAUUUCCCAAUGACGUGAUAUACCAAGGAGAGUUUGAAGACGGGCUGUUCCACGGCCGCGGGGAACUGAUAUAUCCAAGUGGGGAAGUUCUUAAAGGGCAGUGGAAAAAAGGGGCUUUAAUUGACAGGAACCUCAUAUUUUCUGACGGCUUGGAAUAUAGCGAUAUAGAUUGGAAUUACUGCCGCAUGCCUGAUAGAAGAUUCACAAUCGAAUACAAUACUGGGCUGCAACCGGCUGGGCAAUCGUACAUGACCCCUGAACAGCCGCCGCGAGAAAUACCCAUCGGCUAUUAUGAUACCGGCGACGGUUUUUAUGAUCCCAAAACUAAAGUCGUUUACAGUAUUCACGAUCCUACUGCUAUAAUUAGAUCUCCUUCAGUUCGAGAACAAAAGUGGAUUAUAGAAAACUGUAGAACAAAUCCCCUUCCUCCAUUGGGACCUCGCAAAGAUCUAUAUGAAGAAUGGAGGGAACCGCUCCUAAAUUUGCGUUCAAACGAACACCAUCCCUCAACUGUCAUUUCUUCUAAGUCUUUGUAUUCCCUUAGCUAUCAAGAUAUGGAAGACAUCCACGAAUAUGGUACUUGCUAUUGGAGGAAGCCUUCAGAAGGCGCUUGGAACAGACGUUUUAUAACAUUCGAGUCUUAGUCAUCAUCAGUCAGUUUUGGGGCAAUAUAGUUAGAUGCUUUUACUUUAUUUGUUUUUAAAUAAAUGAUUAUUUUUUA